Messenger RNA from Chelonus insularis, 6488 nucleotides. RefSeq names its product microtubule-associated protein tau (gene tau). Gene Ontology annotation, biological process: microtubule cytoskeleton organization; neuron projection development. The record is from RefSeq and is a predicted model, not a curated record. Gene Ontology annotation, cellular component: neuron projection. The transcript is spliced from 11 exons. Gene Ontology annotation, molecular function: microtubule binding. Bases 1331 to 4408 code for a protein of 1025 amino acids. NCBI's taxonomy places the organism in Eukaryota, Metazoa, Arthropoda, Insecta, Hymenoptera, Braconidae.
UUUACGCAAUAGUUAAUAGAUUAAUUGAUGAACAUAAUUUAAUAAUCAAGUUAACUAAUAGAAAAAAAAAUUGCAUCGUAAAGAGUCGUUAAAGCUCGGUUUCUUUCGGAUGAGCAGGCGUGGGGAACUCAAGUUUUCUCGGAUACCCGGCAGUUAGGGAGACGUUUUAAACGCGUAGAAACUGCUGCGCGAGUUACGUCGAUCUUUUAUCUAAUUCAUCUGUGUUAUUAUCGUGUUCAAUAUCUCCGUAAAUAAGUGCGAAAUCAUUACAUCAGUGAUUACAAUUUAUUUCACGCACCUGUUUUUUUAUUUAUCAUUUACAAAAUUUUUUUUAUAAGUUAUAAAAAUUCUAAAAUAUACUGAUAUAGUGAAUGAUGACAGACGUGCAGAGCAAAGGAGUUGAAGAGGAAAGAAGUAGAUUACAAAACUCUUCAUCUCCAAGAACAGGUAUGUUAACGUGAUUGACAUGUAGGACAUUUUUUUUCUUAUCUCAAGACACUUCUACAGUUAUAAGUAUUUGAGGAUAAUUAACAGCUUGUAAAUUAUAAUCUUGAUGCCGUUGAAUCGAGAAGUCAAACGAUGAAUGGAAUGCCUGUUGCAUCAGUAAUUUUGCAACAUCAUGGCAAGGAGUAUAAAAAAACUACGGAAAUGAAGAAAAAAAAAUAAAAACAUUUAAAAUUCUCUGAAUGGACAGCCUUCAAGCAAGUCAUUAAGCUGAUGAGAUUUAAAUGAAAGUGGGCUGGCUUCAGUAGGGCGUGUCUCAGUGUUUAAUUUUCCUAAUACUUGUCAUGUCUGACCACCUACCUAUUAAGGGCUAAUUUUUAUCAACCCUCUUAAUUAUUUUGAAACUUUAAAAAAUAUCAUAAUCUGAUUCAUGAAUUAUUUAGUGUGGAAAAAAAAAUAUCAAGUGAAUUAUGUGAUACAAAAAGUAGUACGCACAUGUUUUUAAAAUAAAAGCUUGUUGAACUAGUGUAUAUUACAUAUUAUUACAUUGUUUAUCUUCUCUUUUAUCGUUCGCUUUCUCUCUCGACGUAGCGUGCAGUAAUAUUUAGUGGGGUUGGGUUAGAUGGCUCUAGAAUCGUUGAGCGCAGGAGCAGACUGCCAGGACAAAACGGACAUUGUGCCAAUAGGUGUAAGAAAGGACGAAGGGGUAGUCUGGGGGCAGUAGCUCACAAGUAUUCAUAUCGACAGGUGACUUUAAUAAGUGAUUAAGUCAAUUUCAUUUCCAUUCAUUAAUUCUCAAGUUCAUUAUCAACUUCUUGGUUAAUGGAGCCUGCUUGUACCAUCAGGUGAAAUCGUCAACUUCUCAGAAGUUUUAGUUUUAUUACUCAUGGAUCCACCGCAAACACCACGUCCCGAUGAUUCUGGGGGAAGGGUAUCGAUGGUAAAACAAAAUCCACAAGGUUUUCAAGUUCGACCACAAGGUCCUCCAGGUUCUCCGAGAUAUCCAAUAAAUAAUGGAUCAAUCGGAGGACAACGUUUAGCUGGACAGCCACCUCCUAAUCUCAAUCGUCUAGAUAGCAGAGCAUCCCUAAGAGCUGCACCAUCAUCACCAAAUCAAUUUGGACCACAACAGCCUUUUGGUCCACGACCGAUAUCUACUGGUGCUCCGGGAAAUUUCCCACGAGCUCCACCAGUGUAUCCUGGGAAUCAGUUAAACCAAGGCCCACCUCGGUUUCCUCCUCAAGGGACACCUGGCGCAGCAAGAGGACCCUCUUAUCCUCCACCACCAGGACAACGAUUGCCAUUUAAUCAAAAUUCUCAAGGCAUUCGACCUAGACCUCCAGGGCCUCCAUAUAACGCAGAUAUUCGACAACCUCUUGCAAGAAAUAUUCUAGGGAAUUACGGCACUGGAGCGCCAAGGAAUGAACCUAUAGGUCGUAGUGAAACUCCUGUAGCUCCUCCCAGAAUGAAUUCAGAAAAAAGUCCACCAGUUCAACAAGAAAAAAUGAAGAAUGAUACUGAAGUUGAAAAAAACGACGAUCCAGCUUUACUAAAGAAAAAAUUGGCCUCUCGAAAUGGAAAUGGAGAUGAUGAUGACGAUGAUGAUGAUGAUGUUGUUAUGGAUACUGAGCAACAAGCUAAGUCCCCUACUCCCAAAAUCAUGUCACCUGAAGUACAAAAAACCCCAAGUCCAACUGUACUAAUGGCUGAGAAUGUAUCUUCUACACCAUCACCCGAACCAAGAAAUUUAGAUGCAAAUGUAAAGAACAGUCCAACUCCACAAAUGUCUGAAAGUACUACUCCAAUUCCAAAGACACCUGAAAGACCUGUGUCAAGAAUAGAGACAUCAAAAACUCCAGAAGUUGAAGUAAAAGGAGAUCAUGCAGCUGAAACUGAAUCAUCAACAAAUGUAUCUCGACCUGCAAGUGUAAAAUCAAUGAAGUCUCCAGCACCCGAUGAUAAAACUCCAGAAUUAUUGGCUGCAUCUUCAGACAUACGAUCAUCAACUUCUUCUCCAUCAUCUAAUAUUUUAGGCUUUGAUGACGGCAAACCUAGAUCUCUGUCUCCUAAAUCACCCGUACCACACUCUUCUUCACCAGCAACGAGUCCACUGGUUUCAAGUACUCCGAAAUCUCCUGGAACUCCUAAAUCUGAUACAGAGAAAAAAAAGACCACUUUUGCAGAUGAAAUUGAAGAUCGAGACGAUGCCAAAGAUGAUAAUAUUAAUGAGAAACCUCAAUCGCGAUCUGAAACUCCAGCUAAAGAAAAGCCUGGAACACGUCCAGUAACCCCUGCAACAGAAAAACUUCCGUCAAGACCAGGCACUUCAAUCUUAUCAAGGCCUGCGACUCCAGCUGUAUCAGAAAAGUCUAGACCUGCUACACCAGCAGAAAAAACUCAAACACGGCCAGGAACUCCUGCUGCUUCAAUUAUUUCCCAAAAGCCUGAUCCCCCAACUUUAGCAGUAGAUCCUAAUUCACCAAUUCGAAGAUCAACAUCUGGACGCUCUAUUAAAUCAGAUGCUGGUGAGAAUGGAGUUAACCAGGCAAAUGCACAACCAACAACAAAUGGUGUAGCAGUUUCGCCAACAAAAAAAGUAGCAUCAAAGUCACGAGAAGGAGAUAAAUCAAAACCAGCAGCAUCGCCAGUCAAGUCACCAAGCAAGUCUAUUAAAUCAUUGCCAAGAACGCCGGAGGCAGGUCCUCCCUCAACAGAAAAGAAAAAGGUACCAAUGAACAAAAUCCAAGUUGGCGCUGCGCCAUCACCCAAUCUUAAAACAGUCCGUUCGAAAAUUGGUUCGCUCGAAAAUACGAGCUAUAAACCAGGAGGUGGAAAAGUCAAAAUUGAAAACAGAAAGCUCGAUUUCAGCAAUGCUCAACCAAAGAUUGCAGCGAAAAAUGAAAAAUAUACUCCAAGCGGUGGUGAUAAAAAGAUAACUCAAGUAAAACUUCAGUGGAAUGCCAAACCAAAGGUUGGGUCAUUAGAGAAUGCAACAUAUAAACCUGGUGGUGGGGACAAAAAGAUAGAAACUGUAAAGCUAGAUUUUAAAGAUAAAGCGAAGCCAAAAGUUGGAUCCAAAGACAAUGCUAAGCAUGUACCGGGCGGUGGCACUGUUAAGUCAACAGCAACACCACCUAAAACACCACAGGACUUACCAGAUAACAUUGAAACACAGAAGAUUGAUAUCAAAGCAGAAAGCAAAGUGGGCUCACUGGACAACGUAAAAUAUAAACCAGGAGGUGGAGACAAGAAAAUCUUCGAUGAUAAAACUUACUUACGUCAAAUGAGCCCCAACGUCCAAAGUGUCAACGGUAGUGGGACUCAGGAAACUGACGAUUCAAAUGGAAUAGAUGAGAUCCAAGAUCCAAACCCUCCACCAUCAACACCUACAAAAUCACGUCCAUCAUCAAUAGCUUCACCAGUUACUCCGGAAGCUGUGAAAUCAAAUCUACAAGCAAGAACUCCAGAUACACCGAAAAAAGUGACAAUUACAGAAUCGAAACACUCACGACCCUCUACUGCUACAUUACAAAAAAUAUCUCCGAAUAAUACUCCAACACCACGAACAAGAUCACCAAAGUCUCCGCUUACUCCAAAAUCUCCAUUGACACCUAAAUCUCCGACGACUCCGAAAUCUCCACUAACACCUAAAUCUCCAACGACUUCAAGAUCUCCAUCAAUUCCUAAAUCACCAGAAAAAUCUCAAACGACUUCAAGAUCUCCAUCAACUCCUAAAUCACCAGAAAAAUCUCCAAGACCUCCAAGCAGUCUCGAUAUCAAAUCAUCAGAUAAAUCAUCUGCUAAUAGUUCAAGAAAAUCAUCACCUAAAGGAUUCCUUUUUCCAAAAAUAACUAGUCCUAUUCAAUCAGAAAUUAUAACAGAACCACGCAAUUAUGAAUCUUCAGUAAAGCUACCUAAACUCAUUGAAACUUCAACCGUAGCUGCUAGAGCUGGUUUAACUUAAAUAUAUUAAAUAAGUGCACGACUUUUGCUUGUGUUUUAUGAUUCCAGAAUACUAAUAAAAUAUCUUAGUGACAUUCGUGUAUAUUUCACAUUUGGUUGUAACAUAUUAGAGUGGAUUUGCUCAUUUUAAAAGCGGAUAAAUUAUUUUUGCAAUUCAAAAUAAUUUUUUCCUCAUUUUUUUCAAUGAAAAGAGGAGUAGCAAAUCUUUUAAAAGAGAUCAUGUACUUAAAUGUUUAUGAAGUGAAACCGUAAAAUUAAAAUAAAAAUUGCACUAAUAUUAUGAAUGCAGAGAAAUUAAAACUUAAUUAAACGACAUAAAUAAAGAAAAUAAAUAUCAUUACCUGAUGUAGAGUUUAUCAGUCUUUUUUUGGAAUGAUCGGACGAGUUAGUUUAACAUCUUUAAAAUAAGAAUGAUUCAAAGCAUUCAGUGCUGUGAUUCGUUGGCUUGGAUCAUAAGUUAAAAGUUUCUGUAAUGAAAAAAUUGUUUUGUUGUUUUUUUAUUUUAUUAAAAUACAAUAAGUUGGAAAUGAGCAAUAAAGUCCAUCUCAAGCUUCAUAAAUUUUUAAUAAAAAAAUAUAUAUUAAAAAAUUAUACAUACUGAUAAUAAGUCUCUCGCAUCGUCAGUAACAUUUGGCACAACUUCAUUUAAACUUCUGGCAUCCCACUGCGGGAACAUUGAUUUGUAAUCCUGAAGUUGAGAAACUCCAGGCCAAAUGGUUUCAUCAGGUGUUCCAAGUGUUCUAAAAAUUCGAAAAAGUUGAUCUAUCUCUGAAUCACCAGGAAAUAGAGCUCUUCUUGUUGCCUGAAUAAUGGAAAAAUAUAUUCACUUAAUAGUUUUCAAAGAAAACUUAUUUAAUUUACAACUUCAAAUACCUUAUUUGUCCAAUACGAAUAAUUAUACGUUUUUAAAAUGAAUUCUUUUAUAAAAAAGAAAAAUUUUGGAUAAAAUUAAAUUACCAUCUCAGCGAAAAUACAUCCUAAACUCCAGAUGUCAACAGCAUGUGAAUAUAAUUUUGUUCCUAAUAGUAUUUCAGGUGCUCUAUACCACAAAGUAAUAACUUCAUGAGUGUACAUUCUCAUUGGAAGUCCAAAAGAUCGUGCAAGACCAAAGUCAGCUAACUUUAUGUAACCCUCUUGAUCAAUAAGAAGAUUUUGUGGCUUUAAAUCUCUAUGGAGAAUUAAGUGGUUGUGACAAAAUGUGAUAGCCUUUAAUAACUGAUGAAGGUAGCUCUAAAAACAUAAUUAUAAUAUUAAUAAAAAAUACAAAUAUUACAUACUAACUAUAAUAAGCACAAUAAUAAUUGGUUUUUAACUUUAUAAGUUACUUCUUACAAAAAUACUGCAAAAGCACAAAACAAAAACUGAUGAAACAUAAUUUUAUACCUUGACCAAUGAACUCCAGUGAUCCUGAUUGAUGGCAACAUUUUUAACAGAGUCUAAGUAUUUUUUGAGGUCUUGCUGGAGAUAUUCAAAAACCAAAUAGAGAUCUUGAUCUCCAAUAACAACGUCAAACAAUUGUACAAUGUUUGGAUGAGUGAGAUCUUUGAGUAAUGAAAUCUCUCUGAUUGCUGUGGAUGGAACGCCUUCAGUUUCCCUAACGUGAAUCAUUCAAAUCACAUAAUAAAUUCAGACUAGAGCGAUAGAUAAAAAAAAACUUACAACAAUUUUAUAUUAUUUUACAGUUAAUUAAUUAGUUGAUUAAUAAAUUAAAUCAAAUUAGGCGAGCUUUACACAGUGGUACAAGCUGAAUGAUGUGGUGCUAUGACAGUUUAUUCUAGCAUGGCCCCUCCAGAUUCAGCUCAGACCACUACAUAGAUACAUUAGAUGCGUGGAGAAGCAUGAAAAAUUUUUAUUAUCCGCUUUAAGAACCAUUACUUAUUUAUACUUUGAUAAAUAAAAUUAUAUCUAUUAUAAGAGUUGUUAUCAAUUUAGAUUGUAAUUUAAAUUGAUUCAAAUUAGCUGAAGUAUGCAAGCUUAGGUAGAGAACUUAAUUAGUUAGCGACUGUUUAUAAGUUAUUGGAAAAAAUCAAUUAUUUGUAUGAUUUUAUUAUUAAAAUUGGAAUAAUAAUCCACAAAUAAAA